AUGUAUUUCAUCAACCAGAAAAAUAACAGAAUGUACCAAUUUACUACGACAGUUAUAUUUUAUACUACAGGUUUCAGACCAUCCUAUGAGUUUACCGAAGAAGCUACUAGAGAAUCUGAUUACCUCAGUUGGGUUGAUGAAUGAAAGAAAUCUAAAACAAUGUUUAAUUUGUCAGAGAAUAGUAAAAGAAGUUAUGCCCCUUGACGCUGAGAAUAUGUCUGAGUUAUUACAACCUGAAUCAGGCAGUUCCGUUACUAAAAAUCUCUUUCCUCUUUACAUAGCUCAGGGUAAAAGAUAUGGUUGUAUUAAAUCAGUUCUAUCUUCAGCAAUGAGAUGGCUGGGUAAUCAAGACUUAGAUUUUGAAAGUCAGCGACAAAGUUUUGUAUUUUUAGUAGCUGUGUCUAUUUUACAUACUAGUUCUCUGAAUACAGAAUAUAUAGAAACUACAAGUUCUAAGAUAUCACAAUGGUUAUUAAAUGCUAGUAUACAACAAGCACCCAAUCCCUAUACUAUUAAUCCAUUCCGGAAAGAUCAAACUAAUAUAGUCAACGAAAUAGAUGGUACACCAAGUCAGAACUUCUUUACUUUUUUAAAUAUAGGCCAAUAUUACACUGAAGAUCAGUUUCUGAAUAUCCACUCAUUCUCCAUGUUAUAUAAAUGGCUGUAUCAUUGUCACAAACAACUGACAUCUGACACUACUGUCACUAACAAUGGCAGUGACAUGUCACCAACUGACAGAUGUAAACAAGUGUUUGGUAAUCUGGCCAGUAAAACAGUGGAAUAUUGUUUUAGAUUACUUGACCAAUGUGAAAGAACCUUCCCUGUUAUUAUACAGUUAUUACAGUUCUUUAUCAAUCACACCUUCCCUGUUAUUAUACAGAUAUUACAGUUCUUUAUCAAUCACAAUAUUACAGUUCUUUAUCAAUCACAAUAUUACAGUUCUUUAUCAAUCACAGUAAGUAUAUACAAUGUUACAGCCUUCCCUGUUAUUAUACAGAUAUUACAGUUCUUUAUCAAUCACACCUUCCCUGUUAUUAUACAGAUAUUACAGUUCUUUAUCAAUCACAAUAUUACAGUUCUUUAUCAAUCACAGAAAGUAUAUACAAUGUUACAGUCUUCCCUGUUAUUAUAUAGAUAUUACAGUUCUUUAUCAAUCACAGAAAGUAUAUACAAUGUUACAGCCUUCCCUGUUAUUAUACAGAUAUUACAGUUCUUUAUCAAUCACAAAAAACGAAAAAUAGGACUUUACAUAUUGAGUAAGAUUCAUGGCCAUAUCCCAGUUGUGAACUUGGUAGGUAGUGCAGUGGUCCAUGAUCCACAAGAAACGUAUCAACAUGUGUUUACAGAGAUAUUAUCCCAGCAUUAUACAGAUCAAGGCUUAAUGUUUGAUAUAGUUAAUUUUAUUAUGGAUAAUCUAGAUACGUUAUGUUAUAAAACAUCUAUUUUAUCAACAUACUUCCCUAAUAUUUUCAAG
Molecule: messenger RNA, 1474 nt
Organism: Lottia gigantea (owl limpet)
Lineage: Eukaryota; Metazoa; Mollusca; Gastropoda; Lottiidae
Exons: 14
Cellular component (GO): AP-5 adaptor complex
Source: RefSeq, a predicted model, not a curated record